This is a messenger RNA of Orcinus orca (killer whale), 2088 nucleotides long. RefSeq lists its product as uncharacterized. NCBI's taxonomy places the organism in Eukaryota, Metazoa, Chordata, Mammalia, Artiodactyla, Delphinidae. The transcript has 5 exons. The record is from RefSeq and is a predicted model, not a curated record. The annotation marks the transcript as partial. Gene Ontology annotation, biological process: apoptotic signaling pathway. Gene Ontology annotation, cellular component: mitochondrion; membrane.
AAUCUCCCUCCAGCCGCCUCCCCACCUUCCCCUCACACAGGUCCUUAUGUAACCCCAGUACCAUAUCUUGGACCCUUCCCAGGCCUGCAUCUUCCACAAGCUCAGAGCAGCCUCUCUACCCCUUGGAGCCCCUUGAGAUUUUUAAGGGCAGUGGGUGUGACCCCAGUUCUGGUGUCCUCAUCUCCCCAUCAAAGCUCCACUGUUUCAGCAGUUUGGGUGCCGGUCAAUUUCUAUGCCAUAGAAUUUACCAGUGCUGUCCUCUUAGCCUCUAACCUGGCUUCCGAGAUACUGUCUGCAGGGAGCCUGGUCAAAGUGGGCGGGGCAGCCUCUGGAGGUGUCUUGGCAGGACUUCCUUGGCUAAGACUCACCCUGUCAUCCAACGCUGCCCUGGCUGGGGCCACAUCUACCCUGGGAUCCUUGCUGGGGACGCUGAAUGGCUCCUACCUGCUAGGAUGCCCUGCUGCGGCCCUGACCGCUUUCCCACUAGGAGAUAACUGGCCCUGGGUGAUAGAUACCCCUCCUUGGACGCCUACCCAGCACAUGGGAUCAAACCACCACGCCCUAAAUUACUUUGCCAAGAGUCCCGCAUUCACUGUGAAGGGGGCUGCAGCGGCACACCUUCCUUCCCAAAUCUCCAAGGCUGCUGCAGCUGUGGCGGGAGGAGCCGUGGCCGUGGGGGCUGUGCCCGUGGUGCUGGGCGCCAUGGGCUUCACCGGGGCAGGAAGCACAGCCUCCUCCUUAGCGGCCAAGAUGAUGUCAGCGGCCGCCAUGGCCGAUGGGGGCGGAGUUGCCGCCGGCAGCCCGGCGGCCACUCUCCAGUCCGUGGGUGAGUGUCCCCGAUGGGGCUUGCUGUGGAAGGUGAGGGAGGACAAGAGCCUCAGAGCAUCCAGCCCUGACCUUAGCCCUGGUGAGCCCCAGUCUGCCUGUGCCUUUGUCUCACCCUCCGUGGUCACUCUCUCUGGGUCUCUGAAGCAGGUGCGUUGCUGGGGGAAGGUGCUCUGGCCUAGGGUGUGCUCGGCUCAGGCUGACUCUGCCCAAAGCAGACUUUCUGAGUUAGCUGGGGCGUCUCUGUCCCACCUGGGGCUCGGCCUUCUUCCCCAGAGAGAGAGGCAGCUCCCAGCACUCGGUUUCACCACCGGAGUUCAUGCCUUUGGGUACCUGCUUGCAGCAGCCUUGCCCAAACAGAGAUCCUUGGGGGUUGGGGAAACAGAGAAGGGUUCUGGGUGGGAUCUCUGGGCCUGAGGUCCUCCUGACAGGCCCUGGAGUCUCGGACCCUAUGGUUCUGCCCCACAAGCUGCCCCAGCCUGCCCAUCCCAUUCUACUCACCCUCUGCUUCUCCCCCAGGAUCAGGUGGAUUCUCUCUGUCACCCAAAGUCCUCCUGGGAUCCACUGGGUUUGCCCUUGUGUCCCUCGUGGUGGGCUUGUGACAGCUCCCUGUCACUCCCUUUGCAGAGAAGAGGACCAGGUAGUGCCCUGCUCGCCAGCCUGAUGAAGGAAGGGACCAAACGCUGCACCCCCAGAGGAAAAUAAGAAAUAAAAAUGAGUUGUUGCAACCCCUCCGCAUCCCUUCCUCUUGUUUGCCUGAAGUCGCGGUGGGGGAAGGCUCACUUCUCUUAGAGCGACAUGGUGUCGGGGUGCCCAGAGAUGGACUGAGUCAAACGGUGAAGCCUGGAACCUGUCCUUGCCCAGCUUCAGACUCUGUGUGUGACCCUGAGUGGGUCACCUCCGCUCUGGGCCUGUAUUCGGCCCUCUCUAUAUGGGGAGUUGGUCUGAAAGACCUCAAAGGUCCCAGCCAGGGUGGGUGUUUUGGCUCAGUUCCUGUGCAGAGUCAGGAAUGGAAGGGGAGGGAGCAUCCUGUGUGGAGCCUCAUUUGCACGCACCCCACUCCUACCCUCUGCAUAUGCAAUGGCUAUUUCCUAAGUGGCCUGGCUGAGGCUCAGAAAGCAACGGCCCCAGGACGUCACUGGUUCCUCCCAAAGUCAAAGUCCAGCGCCCUGGCCUUUCUCCCCCAACAGCUAGAAAGAAAAUCUAGUUUGUCAAGGGCUCUGAUCUUUCUGCUUCAGGACCAUGGUCCCUAAAUAUCCUUCU